Molecule: messenger RNA, 571 nt
Organism: Cuscuta campestris
Lineage: Eukaryota; Viridiplantae; Streptophyta; Magnoliopsida; Solanales; Convolvulaceae
Source: the annotation of a GenBank genome assembly
UUCCAGCAACACAUUUUAGAGUAAUCACAUCAGACCAAAACCAAAUAGAGAUCUCAUUCACAAAAAGUUAUGAUCCCAAAGAUUCUUCCAGUACAGUUCCUCUAAAUGUAGAUAAAAGAUAUGUAAUGUUACCUGGCCAGUCUGGCUUCUACACGUACGCAAUCUAUGAACAUCUUCAAGGAUGGCCUGAUGUAGACAUUGGCCAAACUCGAGUUGCUAUCAAGCUGCAAAGAAGAUUAUUCAACUAUAUGGCUAUAUCGGAUGACAUACAAAGAGAAAUGCCCAGUGACAAUGAUCGUUCUAUAGGAAAGACCCUCGACUAUAAAGAGGCAGUUUUAUUAACCAACCCAUCUAAUCCUACUAUGAAGGGAGAGGUAGAUGAUAAAUACCAAUACUCGUUAGAAAAUAAGGAUAUUAAAGUGCAUGGAUGGAUUUCUCCAAACCCACAUGUUGGAUUUUGGAUCAUCACUGGGGCGGAUGAGUUUCGAUCUGGAGGGCCAAUAAGACAAGAUCUCACCUCUCAUGUUGGCCCAACUGCCUUAUCGGUAUGAAAUUAAUAGCUACUUAUAAG